UAUUCCGGUCAGUCGACACAUAAGGCCGUCAUGGCAAAAAAUGAAACAUACGGCUAAACGCAUUAAUCAAGAAAGGGAUUUUUUCUCUUUCACAGGCAUUGUUUUAAGUGGUUUCCUCUCAAGCAAUUACGACGGAAGGGGAAAUAAAGUUGUAUAGUUUUAAAGAAAAAACAUUUGUGCUACUAUAAAAAGACUUGCGUAUUGUUAUCUGGAUUCUAACUUGAUACUGUUUUAAAAGGCAGAUCCCCAAAAAUCUAGCCAAAUAUAAACCAUUGGAGUGUGAUCAAAAUGGAAACUGACCAAAACAUUUGCAGAAGACUUUACCAUUGUUUGUGUGAGACAAUAGGAUCAGAGGAAGUUGUAAAAGCAAGACGGCAAUUCUAUGCGACAGUAGAUUAUUUCACAGAAAAGAAACACUUUUCACUUAUUACUAGUGGCAGCACGGCAGAAGGCUUAGAAAUGGGGAGUGAUAUAGACGUAAUGUGUCUAUUUAGAUUGGUGAAUGUGAGUGAAGAAAGAACAGACGAUUCGUUUCUUAUUCCGAAUAAUUUUGUGAUGGAUACUGAAGACUGUAAACCUUGUUUUACUCAAUUAAAAGGGAACAGCUGUAAUAAUGAUGCACUAGUGAAUUGGCUUUCUUCUCCAUAUGGACAGGAAUUGCGGUUUGAAAGUGGACGUAUACGAUAUUGGAUUGUUUCGAUCGCCGGCCUCUUCAGGCCUGUGACCUUACAUGGCCCAUGUGCUUCAGACAUGAACGAAUUGGAAGGAUUUCUUGAUAUCACUGUUUGUCUGCGAUGCCAAGUUUUUAUUCAACAAGCACAACCAUGGAUUAAAAGAGAACGUUUUUGGCCUUCUCCGAAAUUGGUGUCAAAUAUAUGCAGCUAUGGUACUUUAUUUGUACCAAUAGGUUCCAAGGAUUCGCCAAAUGAACAUUUAGAAUGGAGAAUGUCUUUUUCCGUCGCUGAAAAACAUCUGAUAUUUUCGUUUACACAUACUCAGCUUUUAUGUUAUGCUCUUUUGAAACUUAUGUUAAAGCAAGUCAUUGAUAAACAAGAGAAAUUUAAUGGCUUACUUUGUUCGUAUUUCUUGAAAACCGUACUGUUCUGGGUUUCUGAGGAAUCUGAGCCAUCCAUAUGGCGACCAGAAAAUAUAUGGCCAUGUUUUUUGAAAUGUUUUAAGCGACUUAUAUAUUGCGUUUACUACAAAUAUCUUCCUCAUUAUUUUAUAAUCGAGAAUAAUUUGUUUGAUUGUAGAUUUAACAGACAACAACAUCGCGAUUUUUUAAUAUUUCUGAAUGAAUUGUAUUCGAACGGAAUAAUUUGUUUUAGGAAUUGUGAUUUCCUUUCAAACUUCUUCAACAACGUCCCUCUUGCACCAAAGAUGUCUGAUAUAGAAGUUGUUUGUUGUACAUUUAAUGCAAUUAUUCUAAUGAAUUCACGAUCAUAUUUCCGGCUAAUAGGAAUGUUCCGUAUCUUAGGAACCCCGUCCGAACAAUUGAAAAUGGGAAAAGUAUUUAUCAAGAGAAUUUUGAAUAUAAAACCCAAUGAAUUCUUGCCAUUUAUUGCCUUCUCUGGGUUUUGUCAGCUUAUAGGUAAAAGUAUGGAUAUUCACACAAAAUAUCCUAACAAAUAUAGAUAUAAACUACUGAAGCAAUUUUUGCCAUACCUUUUUAUGGGACUUCAUACGGAUUCAGUUGCCAGUUGGAUGUAUUUAGCAACAUAUUACUAUUGUUUUGGCCAGUACAGAACUUCUCUUAAACUUUUAUUCCAUGCUUUAAAGGAAUGUACCAAUGAUAAAUUAUUCAACGCAAAAUGUACAUUAACUUCUAGUAAUAUUUCUACGAUUGAGAAGGAAGGAGUACGACAAAAGAUAUGGAAAAGGAGACAUCUAUAUAAGCAUCAUGUUGUAAAUGAAAUAACUUUUUAUUAUAAUUCUCGAGUUAUUCCUCCAGAAUUAGAUGUACAGGUUACAACAAUAGGUUACAUACCAUCGAGAGUAUACAUUCAUUUUCUUAGGUUUCUCUGUUUAUAUCGGUUACAGGAAGAUUUUCAGUGUAUACACGCGAUUGAAGACCUGCGGUUAUACGUAUUUAGAACACAUCUUGAAGAUAAUGAAUGUGCUGUCGGAGAAGCCUACCAUUGUUUAGCAACAGCUUUGGUGAUCUUUGGACAGUCGAAAGAAGCUCGAUUUUAUUUUGAUAAAUCAAACUCAUAUAAAGAAAAAAAUAAGGGGUGUUAUUUCUAAUAUCUAGUCUGAUGUAAUCCAUUGAUUAUUUAUUUCGCUAAUUUGCCAAAAAAAAUAACGUUCUUUUGAAGAACUUUACCUCUCUAAAAUAGAAAAAAAGAGUCUGCUUUAAUUCUCGUUCAUGAAAUGUAAUUUUGUUUUUCAACCAUACAAUUUUUUUUCUAUUUUCCAAUUUCAUUUAGAAGUUUGCUUCCAGUAUAUUUCCCUAUGUUUGCAAAUAUCUUUAAAUUACAUUACUCUCUUGUAAUAAAUAUUAAUUAAAUAUCAUCAAAUUG
Molecule: messenger RNA, 2519 nt
Organism: Mytilus californianus (California mussel)
Lineage: Eukaryota; Metazoa; Mollusca; Bivalvia; Mytilida; Mytilidae
Exons: 2
Coding region: 289-2244 (651 amino acids)
Molecular function (GO): protein binding
Source: RefSeq, a predicted model, not a curated record